UGGAGACAGCUGGACACAGCCGGAGUAGCAGAAGGCCGGCAGCAUGUCCUCUAAACUUCAAUCCACAGGCCCCAAAGCCAAGGACCACCAGCCCUCAGCCCAAGAGAGUCUGCCAGCCCCAAAGGCCAAUGCUGAAGCCAUUCACUUCCUCAGCAACCUCAAGCAGGAGGAGCUGCAGAUGCUGCUAUUCUCCGAAACUCUGGCCAUGGUCUCAGACACGGGGGAGCCUCAGGGAGAGCUGAUCAUUGAGGUGCAGAGAGGGAAUUACGCAGACGAAUCUGGUGUGAUGUCGCACUGCCUCCUCGUGCACGCCUUUAGCCGCAGCUUCAUGGACAAAAUGCUCUGUGGAAACUCCCUCCUGGGCUACCUCUCAUGGAACCUGCAUAUCAUGGAGCAGUGUAGUCAGGAGUUCAUCAAGUUCCGCGUCCUCCCCAUGGAGCGGAAGAUGAGUUUGGUGAAGCAGGACGACCAGCUGGCCGUGACCAGAAGGGUCAAGGAGGGUGAGGAAGUCAAGACCGAAGUGACUUUUGUCCCGGGGAGCUCAACCGUGGGCUUCAUCUCCGAGGCUGCCAACCUGGUGUUGCUGAGGGUGAUGGCCUGGCGGCAGACCGUGCCCAGCAGCGCCCGUUUCCUGGCCUUGGACACGGAGGGCAAAUUCUGCUACUCCACUUACCAAGAUCUGGGCUUCCAGAAGAUCCAGGUGGGCCGCCAGCAGGUGGAAGUGUUCAUCGUGGAGCAGACUGUCCACUCAGUUAAAGGCAUCCCCAAUUCCUGCCAGUUCUACCUGCUCUCGGAUGGGCACCUGGCCAAGAGAAUCCAGGUGGGUUGCCCCGGGUACUGCAUGAUCACCCAGAUGCCUAUCUUGAGGGAGAAGGAUGAGACUGAGCCUGGCCCCGCAUUUGAGAAGAGGCCCCUGGUGUGGGAGGAGGAUAUGGAACUCUACUCGAGGUUCGUGGACCGGAAGGAGGAGCUCCGUCUCAGCCACACCAGCUAUCUGCGGCAGCACCCCGAGGCCCAGGCGCUCAUCUUGGAUUUCCUGCUCUUCCUGUUGCUGCGCCAGCCGCCAGACGUGGUCACCUUCGCCGCCGAGUACUUCGGCCCCUUCGCGAAGCGCCAGCCCCCGAUCCCCGCCUUGCGCUCCUCCCACCGGCCCAGCCCCUUCCGCUCGCUGGACCCCAAGCGCCCGCCGCACUAGGGUCGGCCCCGCGCGGCGUGCGGGGACCGGGCAGGAAGCCGGGUCGUCGCCGAGGACGCAGCGGGGAACCAGAGGGACUCACCCCCGAGGCGCGCCUUCCGAGCUGCGGGUUCUUUGGGGAAUAAAUGGGCCCCACCCCCGCGGUUCUGCUGUGGGCGCGGGAACCUUCCCUGGCCAGAGUCUUGUGUCUUGGCUAAAAAGAGGAACUGUUAACAGAGUUUACCCAGCGUAUUUCACGCUUCUUCCAAGAUGCUGUAAUCAACAGUCCUAUUUUACGGAUAAGAAAAUAGAGGCGCGGAAAGGUUAAGUAACUCACAGAGUUAGUACGUAGCGAGCAGGAGUCAAACCUGGACGUUGAUGCCGAAACCCACACUCUCGGUCACUAGGUUAGUAGGGAUAGAGGGGCAGGGCUUCUGGGUGCCACUAAGCAUAAACCAAAUUACUUCGCUUCCACCCCACCCCCACCCCCCAACCAAGAAAAAGAGCAGGGGCUGGUGGGGGAUCUGGAUCCCCACUGGCCUCGCUCAUCACUUCUGAUGCCUCCCAAAACACGUGGGCGGCCAGUUCUCACACUCUACCUCCUUUUCCAGUGACACACAGGAACCCCCAAACUGCGUGCAGGGUCCCCAGUUACCGGCUCCCUGAGAAAAAAGGAUAGG
Molecule: messenger RNA, 1854 nt
Organism: Zalophus californianus (California sea lion)
Lineage: Eukaryota; Metazoa; Chordata; Mammalia; Carnivora; Otariidae
Gene: CATIP
Product: ciliogenesis associated TTC17 interacting protein
Exons: 10
Coding region: 44-1195 (383 amino acids)
Biological process (GO): actin filament polymerization; cilium organization
Source: RefSeq, a predicted model, not a curated record